AUGACGGAAAACCCCAUAAAAUUUCCCAAAAAUUACUACCGUACCAUCCUCGCCCUCAAGAGUCAAGACGGAGCCCACGUGCAGAAACACAGUGCGCGGAUCCAGCGUGCACUUGGCGCUCUUGCACUCCCAAAUUUGAAGUUCCAAACCUCUCACGACGUCGGUUUUGCAAAUUAUCUUCGAAAUCUGCCACCUCCUUCGCCCAUGGCGUCCGAUUCUCUUGGGACUCGCAUCGAUCAGUUUUUUGCGUCGAGGAAGAGGAAAUCUUCAUCGCCGAAUUUGAAGUUGGGGAUAAUCGAAAAAGAUGCAAGAAGCAAAGCAGAAGGGUCUCCCAGUGCGAAAGGCACUUUGGAUAACUACUUGGUGAAUUCGCAGGAUGAAAACUGUGUGCGCGGCCUCUUGGUUAAAAGAAACUUGGCAUUGGGGAUUAAUGAAGUUUCGAAAGAUGAAAAGGAGGAAUCUUUGUCUGGUCGAUUGUGUCCGGAAAGCUGUGAAGUGCGUGAAGUGGUUCGGAAGGAAGUGUCUCAAGGUUCGUCAAAUGCUGGAAAUGUGGGAAAUGUUGCGGUUGAACGGGGUGCGAAGGAUUGCCUGGAUGUGGGGAAUGAUGUGGAGAAUUUGGAAUUGAAACAGUUUACUACUGAUUUCUUGUCUCUUGAACUUCAAUCAACUGCAACUUCACCAUCAAAGCCAAAGUUGAAUGACCAUAAGCGACAUGGUAGUCCAUUCUUAGUGGAUUGUGACGAUAAAACAUCCAAGAAGAGGCUUUGCAUGUCCAAUCAAUUCAAUUCUGAAGUUGAAACCCCUUGCCCGAUUGGGAAGAAGCCGGAAGAUGAGCAAUCUGCUUUUCUUGUUAAAAACGGAGCAUUUGUUUUCAAUUCUUUCGGAGAGGUAGCCGCUGGCAACAAUCCUGUGCAGCUUCCAGCCAGUUUGAGAAAAUGCAACAAAAUAGCUAACUCAACUGUAAAUAUGACUGAAUGCUGUACACCGAGCUCAUCAAUUUGUAGAGCACGUGGUAGUGAAGGUCCCAAAUCGACACGUGGAAGUUCCAUCUUUUCACCAGGAGAUGCAUUUUGGAAUGAAGCAAUUCAAGUUGCAGAUAGUUUAUUUUCUGAAGCUGACAAUCCUCUUAUCCCGGCAGCUGAAAAUAUCAUUAAUGGAAAGUGUGGCAACCUAUCACGGGCAUUGUUAAAGGAAGCCAGCAGUAGAGGUCGUUCUUUGGAGUUGAUAAGGAAGCAUAUGGAAAAAGUUUCUCCACUGCCUGUCAAACAGCUUGACUUUCUAUUCGAGGACAAGAACUUGGAUUUUAGUACCCCACCAUGCGUUAAAGAUAAUUCAAAUGUGGACAGAAGCAGUGAAAAUUCUGAGUGCGGUUCUGUUAAUAUCAAAUACGUACGAAGUGGUAAUAUUGUAACAUAUCAUAUCAAAGAUGAGCCAAAGGAAGAGAUGCAUGAAGUAGAAGAGAGAACAACUGUCGAUACAGUGACUGCAGAGAAAGUGGGUUUCCCAAAUCAUGAUGCCGAUAACAUUGUAUCUCAUUUGCCAAUUGCAGAGAUCAGGAAUGUAAGUGAUAAUAAUAAAUUCGUUGAAGCUGGAACUCCUUCAAGUUUUGUGCCACUUAAGAACCAGUUCGAUCUUAGCAACUGGCUUCCUCCAGAAGUAUGCAGCAUAUAUAAAAGGAAAGGAAUUUCAAAAUUGUAUUCUUGGCAGGUUGAUUGCCUUCAAGUGGAUGGUGUUUUGCAGAGGCGAAAUCUUGUAUAUUGUGCAUCUACAAGUGCUGGUAAAAGUUUUGUUGCAGAAAUUUUGAUGUUGCGACGGGUUAUAUCAACUGGAAAGAUUGCGCUUCUUGUACUUCCCUAUGUAUCAAUUUGUGCAGAAAAGGCAGAACAUCUUGAGGGCCUUCUGGAACCUCUUGGUAAGCAUGUCCGGAGUUAUUAUGGCAACCAAGGUGGAGGAACGCUUCCUAAAGAUACUUCUGUAGCUGUCUGCACAAUAGAGAAAGCAAACUCCUUAAUAAACAGAUUACUGGAAGAGGGUCGUCUAUCAGAAGUUGGGAUCAUGGUGAUAGAUGAAUUACACAUGGUUGGUGAUCAGAGCAGGGGUUAUCUUUUGGAACUUCUGCUGACAAAGCUUCGUUAUGCUGCUGGUGAAGGCAAUUCAGAAUCCAGCAGUGGAGAAAGCUCAGGUACAAGCAGUAAGGGUGAUCCUGCUCAUGGUGUGCAAAUUGUUGGGAUGAGUGCAACCAUGCCCAAUGUUGCAGCAGUUGCUGAUUGGCUUCAAGCAGCACUAUAUCAGACAAAUUUCCGACCAGUUCCACUAGAAGAAUAUAUUAAAGUUGGUGACACAAUUUAUGACAAGAAAAUGGAUCUUGUUAGAACAAUUUCAAGAGCAGCGGACCUGGGUGGUAAAGAUCCAGAUCAUAUUGUGGAACUAUGCAAUGAGGUUGUGCAAGAGGGCCAUUCAGUGUUGAUAUUUUGCUCUAGUCGAAAAGGAUGUGAAUCAACCGCCAGGCACAUAUCAAAAUACCUGAAGAAGUUUUCUGUUAACGUUCAGAAUGACAGUGAGUUUGCUGAUAUUACUUCAGCCAUUGAUGCACUGCGAAGAUGUCCUGCAGGAUUGGAUUCAACAUUGGAUGACACUCUUCCUUGUGGUGUUGCUUAUCACCAUGCUGGCUUGACGGUAGAGGAAAGAGAAAUUAUUGAGACCUGCUAUCGUAAAGGCCUUUUGCGCAUCUUAACCGCUACAUCUACCUUAGCUGCUGGGGUUAACCUGCCUGCUAGGAGGGUCAUUUUUCGACAACCCAGAAUUGGUCGUGAUUUCAUUGAUGGGACAAGGUACAGACAGAUGGCUGGUCGGGCUGGUCGAACUGGCAUAGAUACUAAAGGGGAAAGCGUACUAAUUUGCAAACCAGAAGAGUUAAAGCGAAUUAUGGGACUUCUUAAUGAAAGCUGUCCACCAUUGCAGUCGUGUCUAUCUGAAGAUAAAAAUGGAAUGACACAUGCAAUUUUAGAAGUUGUGGCUGGUGGGAUUGUGCAAACUGCUAAUGAUAUUCAUCGUUAUGUUAGAUGUACUCUUCUCAAUUCUACAAAACCAUUCAGGGAUGUUGUGAAAUCAGCGCAAGAUUCUCUUCGGUGGUUGUGCCACAGAAAAUUUCUUGAAUGGAAUGAAGAUACUAAGUUAUAUAGCACAACACCUCUUGGACGUGCAGCUUUUGGCAGUUCUCUUUGUCCUGAAGAAUCACUUAUUGUGCUAGAUGAUCUUUCCAGAGCACGAGAAGCAUUUGUGCUUGCGUCUGAUUUGCAUCUAGUGUACUUAGUCACACCGACCAAUGUUGAUGUUGAGCCAAACUGGGAAUUGUAUUAUGAAAGGUUUAUGGAAUUGUCUGCCCUUGAUCAGUCUGUUGGAAAUCGAGUUGGAGUUUCAGAACCAUUUUUGAUGCGGAUGGCACAUGGAGCGCCUAUGCGUGGUUUAAACAGAUCAAUAGACAAUACGAAAGGCUUGCGUGCCAGCAAGUAUCAAGACCAAUCAGGGGUUACAAACAAAAGUGUGAUUUCAGAUGAACAGACACUUAGGGUGUGCAAAAGAUUUUAUGUUGCUCUUAUCUUGUCGAGACUUGUGCAGGAAGAACCUGUACCCGAGGUUUGUGAAGCUUUUAAAGUUGCUAGAGGCAUGGUUCAAUCUUUACAAGAGAAUGCUGGAAGGUUUGCAUCUAUGGUUUCUGUGUUUUGUGAAAGACUCGGAUGGCAUGAUCUUGAGGGCCUGGUUGCAAAGUUCCAAAAUCGUGUUUCAUUUGGAGUGAGAGCAGAGAUUGUGGAGCUCACGAAUAUUCCAUAUGUUAAGGGUUCUCGAGCAAGGGCACUCUAUAAAGCAGGGUUGCGUACACCUCAAGCUAUUGCUGAAGCAUCUAUUCCCGAAAUAGGCAAAGCACUUUUUGAAUCUUCAUCAUGGACCAGACAAGUUGAUGAAAUGGCUGCAGAGGGUUCAGCACAAAGACGCAUGCAAUUGGGAAUUGCAAAGAAAAUCAAGAAUAGUGCACGCAAAAUUGUCCUCGACAAAGCAGAAGAGGCAAGGCUUAUUGCUUUCGCAGCUUUCAAAUCACUUGGAUUCAAGGUUCCGCAGUUUUCUCCGCCUUUAUUAUCCAAUGCUUCUGAAAAUCUUGUUGAGCAAGGAACUGCGGGCACCUUGUUUGGGGAUGACUCCAAUAUUGUUUUGCAUGUGGACCAAAGAGAUCAUGCUUCAUCUAUGCUGUUCAUAGAAGAAGGUCGUAAGAAUUCUGGUAAAGUUACUCUUGCAAAUGGAGUAGACAAAUUAACAAACACAUUCAGUGUUGGAUUGGAAACUGCUGCGGAAGGAAACUCAAAUAGUCAGAUCCAAUGCAACAAUGGUACUGAAGAUUCUACAGUACCUGCUAAAGAGUCUUCAAGUCUUGGCACUAAGGUUGGUUCUACUGGUGAUCAUAAGAAUAAUUCUACUGGUGAUCAUAAGAAUAAUGCAGACACAAUCCUCUCUGUCCAAUUAGGACAGAAUGGUGAUGGAACUGGGACCAGUGACAGGGUCAUUGAAACCAGAGUGCAGGAGCAAUGUAGUAGAGAAAAUUUAAGCAGUGACAAUAAGGACAGGGCUUGCGAGAGGGGUCCUAUUAAUGCAAGUGAUAUUUCUGGUGGAUUUGAUUCUUUCUUAGAUCUCUGGGAUGCUGCCCGAGAAUACUACUUUGACAUCCACUACAACAAGCGAUCAGAUGUAAGAUCUGUCACCCCAUUUGAAAUACAUGGUAUUGCCAUCUGCUGGGAAAAUUCUCGUGUGUACUACAUCAAUCUUCCUAAGGAUCUACUGUGGUCUCAUAAACAAAGGAACGACUCUUCACCUCCCACUGCAUUUGGUGACAAAAACAGUACUCAACCACCCGAGAAUUGGUUGGAGAUAUUUCAGCAAAGAUGGAACAAGAUUGGAGAAAUAAUGGGAAAGGAAGGUGUUCCAAAAUUUACUUGGAAUUUGAAAGUUCAACUUCAGGUACUCAAGGGUGCUGUUGUUUCCAUUCAGAGAUUUGGUCCUUCUAGGAAAAUCUCCAUUCCUGAACUCAUAGACAGUUCGCACUUAAUGUUGUCUCCUGUUAAUAUUAAAGAAGCAAUCGACAUGUGCAUUGUGGCAUGGAUUCUUUGGCCUGAUGAGGAGAAAAGCUCCAAUCCGAACUUAGAGAAGGAAGUCAAAAGAAGGUUAUCCAGUGAGGCUGUGGCAGCUGCUAAUCGGAAUGGCAGGUGGAAGAAUCAGAUGCGAAGAGUUGCCCAUAAUGGUUGCUGUCGACGUGUUGCACAAACACGAGCCCUUUGUUCUGGUCUUUGGAAGUUACUGACUUCUGAGGGACUUGUUGAAGCUCUCAAAAACAUUGAAAUCCCACUGCGAUGGGAUGUUAAGACAGUACCAUUUGAUAGGGAUUCCGUAGCAUCAAGCUCAGAAAUCGAUCAUGUUGUCAGGGAGCUUGUGAAUGUUCUUGCAGACAUGGAACUUUGGGGGAUGGGCGUUGACAUGGAGGGGUGCCUGCAAGCACGUACUGUGCUGGGGAAAAAGCUAAGGGAUCUUGAGAAGAAGGCAUAUAAGCUGGCUGGCAUGACAUUUUCACUAUACACAACAGCAGACAUUGCAAAUGUUCUAUACAGACAUUUGAAGCUGCCCAUACCAGAAGGAUAUAGUAAGGGGAAAAAACAUCCUAGUACUGACAAGCAUUGUUUGGAUUUGUUAAGACAUGAUCAUCCUAUUGUUCCAGUCAUAAGAGAGCACAGGACAUUAGCAAAGCUCUUGAACUCUACGUUGGGUUCAAUCUGUUCACUGGCAAGGCUAUCUAUAAGGACUCAGAAGUAUACGCUGCAUGGCCAUUGGCUCCAAACCUCAACCGCUACUGGACGGCUUUCAAUGGAAGAACCUAAUCUUCAGUGUGUUGAACAUGCGGUUGAAUUCGAAAUGAGUACUGAUAAAAAGGGGGAUGAUGUUGAGCCUGAGCGUUACAAAAUAAAUGCCCGGGACUUCUUUAUUCCUACUCAGGAUAACUGGCUACUGUUAACAGCAGAUUAUUCUCAGAUAGAAUUGCGGCUGAUGGCACACUUCUCUAAAGACUCCACAUUAAUUGAACUCCUUAGUAAUCCACAUGGCGAUGUUUUCAGCAUGAUAGCCGCAAGAUGGACUGAGAAGCCUGAAGAUUCUGUAAGCUCAGUUGAGCGAGAUCAGACCAAAAGGUUGGUCUAUGGAAUUCUUUAUGGAAUGGGUGCUAACACUCUUGCUGAACAACUGGUUUGUAGCCCUGAUGAAGCUGCAGAAAAAAUUAAAAGCUUCAAAAGUUCUUUUCCUGGUGUUGCUUCCUGGCUCCAUGGAGCAGGUUCUGCUGCUGACAUAAUCAAGAUUGCAAUGAUAAAUAUACACACACUUAUUGUUGGAGGAGUUGAUAGGCCAGAGUCUAGGUCUUUACAUGCAAACAAGUUUCACAUGCUGAAGGGCCGGUGCCGAAUUCUUUUACAGCAAGGUUUGCAUUUAAAUCUGAACUUUGAGUUUCAGUAUCAUUUGAGAAAGUUGAUAAGAAUCUUGGUGGCUACUAUUCAGGUACAUGAUGAGCUAGUGCUGGAAGUUGAUCCCUCCUUGAUCAACGAAGCUGCAUUGCUGUUACAGUGGAGCAUGGAAAAUGCGGCUUCCCUUCUUGAGCUUCCAGCUUUAAUAUUCAUGCUCAGCUAUAUGUUCCCUAAGGAGAUGGAAAAUUUUAUGAGUGCCGCUUGCAACAAGAAGUCUGGACCUGACAACAUUUGGAAGGUUGAAAGAAGAAAUCAUAGAGUUUGGCUGCUGAUCUUGCAAGUGCUAGGGAAUCUUGAGCUCAUAGCUAUUCCAAGUUCCAUCAAUGUCACAUGCCCAGCAAUUGCUAAAGUACUCGUUAAUGUUGGAAAAAAGAAGUUUGGUUGCUGUCUUCAUCCAAAUGACAUUAUGUUUGGUGUAACUAAAGGCAUUAGAUCUCUAACAAGAUUCAUCAAAUGGGUUACAAAGUCAACCAUCUUGAUUGAUAUGGUGAUUGCACAGGUGGUUGGACUAGCUAUCAGGUAUGACCCACUUUCCAAUCCUAUAGCUCUUUGGAGCUUGUCUGUAGGCUUAGCACAUUUUCUUGGUGUAAUAACUAAGUGCCACGUUCUAUUCACUGGAGUUUAUCAUGUGAAUGCCAACAUUAGUGUUACCCAGUUGCUUUCUUCAUAG
Messenger RNA from Dovyalis caffra, 7221 nucleotides. The record is from the annotation of a GenBank genome assembly. Lineage: Eukaryota; Viridiplantae; Streptophyta; Magnoliopsida; Malpighiales; Salicaceae.